Vanderwaltozyma polyspora DSM 70294 is the source of this 843-nucleotide messenger RNA. RefSeq lists its product as uncharacterized. The record is from RefSeq and is a predicted model, not a curated record. The transcript has a single exon. The coding region runs from base 1 to 843 and encodes 280 amino acids. Lineage: Eukaryota; Fungi; Ascomycota; Saccharomycetes; Saccharomycetales; Saccharomycetaceae.
AUGAAAUUAUCAACUGCUACAUUCGUUUUAGCUGCUGCUACUUUGGGUACCUCUACCAAAUUAUUUCCAAAUUCAACUGACAUCAUUUCAGAAAUUGAAUAUUCUGAGCCUUUCUUCAUAAAGUUUGCAAACGGUACAUUAUCUGACAUCUUAGAUUACUUUGAAAAUAAUGAUAUAGUAAACUUUGUUGAGUACGAAAUCAAUUCCGGUAACCUACCAAUAACAUUUGGCGGUGACACUUCUUCUAUCUUCAACAUUAAUGACAUCGAAUCCUUACUAUCCCAAGAAUUCAGAUUAUCCAGCUUAGGUCAACUUCUGAAUACCGCUAAUGAAACUGCCGAUAACUUUUACGGUAAAGGUUACUCCAUUUCUGGUGGUCUACUUAACUUCAAGGGUUUGAACAACUGGACUAUCAAUCUAAAUGGUCCUAACUUGAACAUCAACCUUCCAGGUAGUACUUUCACUACCACUACAGGUUUGAUGCCAGUUGUAUUAAGUGCUGUUACGCAAGAUGGUACUACUUUAUCUAAUUUCCCAAAUACUCCUGUAUCUGCAAAUGUUAAGAGGGAAGAACCGGUUUCAAAUAUAACUUCUUCUGAGAUUCAGAAUACCACUUCUACAGUUCCUAUUACUACUUCUUCAUUCCACUCUUAUGUCAACAGUACAGGUUUUGAAACUGCCACCAGUGUUCCUUCUGCUAUCCAAAGUUCUAUUUCUCGUAACCAUACAAAUGGUACUCGUCCAUCAACUAUUUCCUCUAACUUUGAAGGUUUUGCCCUAAGAAACGAUGUUUCUUGUGGCUCUUUGAUGGGCUGUGUUGCUGUAGCUUUAUUGCUAAUUUAG